CAUCUUCUUUACAUUUAAAUUCCGGGUUGAUUCAGAAAGAAAGUAAAAAUCACUCUCGCAAAAUUCUUCAAAAAAUGCCUGCCACGACGAGGCCCUCCCCUCUCAAGUCGGGGACAAAUCGGGACAAAGCGAUAACCAUCGAUGCAAAUGAUAGGUCUGUUUUCGACACUAUCACCUCCAAGUGUAUCAGCCCUUAUAAGUAUGACACACAACGAAAAAACGGGGAUAGUGAAGGCUUCCGUGAGUCCCCAAUCAUUGCGUCCUCCAUCGGUCCUAAGAAUGCAACGGAUUCCUUAUCCAUCAACGAGACUGUGUCCAUAUACGGAAAUGGAUUUGUGGAGGGCAUCAUCCGCGCCUUCAACCAGAAUCUCGACCUAGUUAUCCGACCUGAAGAUGUGUGGCAGGCUAUCAUUUCACAGCUUAGCCUUUUCAUCCAUGGUGCUGAGAAUGCCGAACUCCUACAUAACACUUUCUACCCCUCUAAAGAAAAAGUGACGCUGGACCUCGCGAGCCACUCCAAACUCAAUUCUAACAUGGUGGCCCGUGGGUUUGCCUCCCGCAUCCGGGCCGAAGUUGCUGAUCCAAUGCUGCAUGCGCGGAUGCUGCAGUUGUUUUCCAGGACAACAUACCAUGACGAGGCGGUGGCAGCGUUCAGUACGAUGGGGACAAUGCAAAAACACUCGGAAUACGGUGCGAUGAUUGGAGGCAGCUUUCCCAGCGUGACGCUGCAGGGAACCCCAAAUGACUGGAAGUUACUUAACGCUCAGGUCAACAAGCUGAAGAAAUAUGAGAGGUGCAAAGACUGGGUCCGUCUGCUGCUGCCCAUUAUGCGUUAUAUGAGAAAAACCUUUGACGAGCCAGACUCGCAAGAGGUUAAAGACUUCUGGCUCCGCGUUGAUGGUGACGAUACGGACAUGAGUGGUGACCCCUGCAAAAUCUCGGGUUGGAUCACGGCAUUUGCGUAUUUUAAAGAUGACGGAAACGUCGCGAAAGAUUACUCCGGCAAACGGCUUAAGCUGGACGAGGUGUUUUAUCCAGUUCUCCAUCCAAAGGACAUUCCGAGUAGUCUGGCCCUAAUCCCUAUAACAAUACUCGACUUUGAAGCGGGCGUGCAACGAUUCUGCACAGCUGUAGCUGGUACUAUUGGUAUGUCCAUCUCGGAUGGAGGCGAAUCUCAGCCUCUUUCAAAAUCGCAGCCAUUUCCGGCGUGGUGGAUUGUGGAAGAAUUCGAAGAGUCAAUUGCUGUCAACCACAAUGGCACAAUGGCAGGCUAG
Molecule: messenger RNA, 1274 nt
Organism: Trichoderma harzianum CBS 226.95
Lineage: Eukaryota; Fungi; Ascomycota; Sordariomycetes; Hypocreales; Hypocreaceae
Exons: 3
Coding region: 75-1274 (399 amino acids)
Source: RefSeq, a predicted model, not a curated record